Camelus dromedarius (Arabian camel) is the source of this 8008-nucleotide messenger RNA. It is a transcript of the gene DENND1B, whose product is annotated as DENN domain containing 1B. Gene Ontology annotation, molecular function: guanyl-nucleotide exchange factor activity; phosphatidylinositol phosphate binding. Gene Ontology annotation, cellular component: nuclear speck; cytosol; intracellular membrane-bounded organelle. The record is from RefSeq and is a predicted model, not a curated record. Gene Ontology annotation, biological process: endocytic recycling; T cell receptor signaling pathway; endocytosis. NCBI's taxonomy places the organism in Eukaryota, Metazoa, Chordata, Mammalia, Artiodactyla, Camelidae. The transcript has 24 exons. The coding region runs from base 71 to 2464 and encodes 797 amino acids.
GCGGCGGCCGGCGUGGGCGGGCCGGGCCGGGCCGGGGGCGCGCGGAGCGGCCCCGCCGCGACAUGUAACCAUGGACUGCAGGACCAAGGAAAAUCCAGAAAGAACCUUUGACUUGGUAUUGAAAGUGAAAUGUCAUGCCUCUGAAAAUGAAGAUCCGGUGGUGUUGUGGAAGUUCCCAGAGGACUUUGCAGACCAGGAGGUACUGCAGACUGUGUCAAAGUUCUGCUUCCCCGUUGACGUUGAAAGAGUGUCUCAGAAUCAAGUUGGACAGCACUUUACCUUUGUACUGACAGACAUUGAAAGUAAGCAGAGAUUUGGAUUCUGCCGACUCACGUCAGGAGGCAAGAUUUGCUUAUGCAUCCUCAGUUACCUGCCAUGGUUUGAAGUGUAUUACAAGCUUCUAAAUACUCUGGCAGAUUACUUGGCUAAGGAACUGGAAAAUGAUUUGAAUGAAACUCUCAAGUCGCUCUAUAACCACCCGGUACCAAAGGCAAACACCCCUGUCAGUUUGAGUGUGAACCAAGAGGUAUUUAUUGCCAGUGAGCAAGUUCUGAAAGAUCAGCCCUCCCUGGCAGCGCCCUACUUCAUUGCCCCUGAUAGAACUGGACUCCCAACGAUACCCGAGAGUAGAAACCUGACGGAGUACUUCGUGGCGGUGGACGUGAACAACAUGCUGCAGCUGUACGCCAGCAUGCUGCACGAGAGGCGCGUCGUGGUCACCGCCAGCAAGCUGAGCACCUUAACUGCCUGUCUGCACGGCUCGGCCGCCCUGCUGUACCCCAUGCACUGGCAGCACAUCUUCAUCCCAGUCCUCCCGCCACACCUGCUGGACUACUGCUGGUGUGGGCAAGGCUGCACAUGUGAGAGAGCUUGGGAGUCGCCUGCCUUGUUUUGUACAAGUCGCCUAAAGCCAGUGGUGGGAUCCCAGAGUGGUUGGUGUGCCCCAAUGCCAUACCUGAUUGGAAUACACUCCAGCCUCAUAGAGAGAGUGAAAAAUAAAUCACUGGAGGACGUGGUUAUGUUAAAUGUUGACACAAACACUUUAGAAUCACCAUUCAAUGACUUGAACAGCCUCCCGAGUGAUGUGGUCUCGGCCCUGAAAAAUAAACUGAAGAAGCAAUCCACAGCUACGGGAGAUGGAGUGGCCAGGGCCUUCCUCAGGGCGCAGGCUGCUUUGUUUGGAUCCUACAGAGAUGCACUGAGAUACAAACCUGGUGAGCCCAUCACCUUUUGCGAGGAGAGCUUUGUAAAGCACCGUUCAAGUGUGAUGAAACAGUUCUUGGAAACUGCAGUUAACCUCCAACUUUUUAAGCAGUUUAUUGACGGUCGACUGGCAAAGCUAAACGCAGGGCGGGGCUUCUCUGACGUAUUUGAAGAAGAGAUCACUUCCGGUGGCUUCUGUGGAGGCAGCUCGAGGUCAUAUCAGCAGUGGGUGCAUACGGUCAAGAAAGGAGGUGCACUGUUCAACACAGCAGUGACCAAAGCAACUCCCGCUGUACGAACCGUGUAUAAAUUUGCUAAAAAUCACGCCAAGCAGGGGAUAAAGGAAGUGAAGAGUAAGCUGAGACACAAGGAAAACGAGGAAGAUUAUGGAACUUGCUCUGGUUCUGUGCAGUACACACCAGUUUACACGUUACACAGUGAAAAGGGGGAAAACCUCGCAAGGCGUAAGCUUGCCCAGCCGCGCUUAAGAAGGACCCUCAAGAGCCUCGAUGGUGCUCUGUGUGAGGAUGACGGUGAUGACAUCGAGAGGGCGAGCAAGUUGUCUUCUGAAGAUGGUGAGGAAGCGUCUCCCUACUUUUACGAAAGUGACGACUCCCUUGAGAUGAGAGCGAAGGCCCCGUACUCGGGCGAGAUGGACUUGCUGGGCGAGAUCCUCGACACGCUGAGCACCCACAGCUCGGACCAGGGGAAGCUGGCGGCGGCCAGAAGCUUGGACUUCUUCAGGUCGAUGGACGAUAUUGAGUACCAGCCCACGAGUAAGUCCAGCGCCCCAAGCGAGAGCAGCCUAGGCCCACUCUGCAGUGGCUCAGGGGACCAGGCUGAGUGGCACCUGGGGCAGGACGACAGUGCCCUGCACGGCAGGCACCUGCCCCCCUCGCCCAGGAAGCGGCUGUCCUCAGGUGCGGCGACCGAGUCCCUGUUCAUCCUGAAGGAGGAGAGCAGGGAAACACCGGGGAAGCCGGCUCCGCCGUCGGGGCCCGCUGUGCAGCUGGCCUCGCCCGAGACCGCCACCGCGGAGAGCAGGGACACACUAAGCCAGCCUCCCGAUGACCCGCUGGAGCCCAGCCUCGGACGGCGCUCUUCCACCUUUGUUCCUUGGGAGAAAGAAGGGAGAGGAGCCGAGGAUGCGGCAGAAGGUGCCGGACUGCUCCAGGAAGUGGUGUCCCUGUGUCACAUCACAUCUGCCUUCCAGCAGGACCUCAACAUUUCAGAAGGAAAAACAGGUGGAAACCAAGCCUGAAUCAGCAGUGAGAGUCGGACACUUGACGCAGCGCCGCCGGAGGUGUGGGAGGCCCCAGGGUAAAUCUGCAUCGCCAGCAGUGCUGUGCGGGAAUGACCGCCCUCACUGCUGCCUGCAAGUUACCUGUCCUUUGGAGCGUUCACUGCCCCACCUCGUUCCCCUUGUGUGUAGAUUAGCCCUUAAUUCUUAAAUGUAAAGCUAAUUGUUCCAUGUGGUCUUGAAUCAGGUACUAGUUUGUACGUAUGUUGGAAGUAUAUACUGAACACAUGAUUUCCCAGUAUUUGGUGCUUAAUGCCACCUCGCUUGUUUAAGCUAGUCUGCGUGUGUGACCCUUGCACAUAACCAGUAGCUCCUGCACUAACCUGGUCGAACGUGAACUGGCCGAGAUCUCAAAACCUCUCAGAACUAGCCUGAAACUGCUGAGAGUGUCAACCCACUCAUUGCCUUAAUCUUAAGCCUAUACAUUAAGCAUACUUACAUAAUUUAUGGAAAUACAUACAAAUUUUGAAAGAUAAGUUAUAAGUGUUCUGCAGAGCAAUAAUGCCUUUUUCUAGUCAUUGAGUCAAGGACAAAAAAUUCAUUUUUUCGAAGUUAAAAAGCUCUCUUGUGGACACUGCAGCCAUGUUUUCCAAAAUACGUAAAGGUACACACUUACCUGUCACUCAGUGAAGUAUAUGAAGUGCUGAAUUACAAUGUGAAAUUAAUGACUUCUGUUUACAGAUGACACUUUAAAUUUUUUCACCGUCCCUCUGCUUGCCUUUGCUAAGUAAGAAUCACUCCCAGAAAGCCAAAUGCAACAUGAACUGUCCUGAUAAAAAAAAAAGUUCCUAUCUUUUUUUUCCCUUAACUAAUAAUUCUCUAUCAGAAUGCUUUAUAUCAUCUCAAAUUUACUUCUUAAAAUAAUUGACUGUCUGUUUUGGAGGUUUGGGAUUUGUAGGAAGAGUGGAGAGAGCCCGGAGUCCCUCUGCAGCCCCUGCCGUGUCCCUGUGUGGACCUUGCCAGUGCGGGGCGCUUCGCAACUCACGAGCUGCGCCUUCUGCACAUGUCCCUGCGUUUUCCCGAGCGCCCCCUUUCUGCCCCGGGACCCCACGUCCCAUUUGGUUGUCACGUCUCCGUAGGCUCCUCUCGGCUCUGACAGCUUCCCGGACGUUCCUCGUGCCCGACGACCUUGACAGUUCCGGAGGGUCCUGGCGGGGGAGUUGUGGCUCCUCUGUUGGAAUCUGGCGGGUGUUCUUCUCACUGGGAUGACGGGUGUUGGGGGGGGUGCUGCAGAAGAGCGCAGCUUCAGCCACCGUGUCGCGGGCACGCGCCGCCCCCCCCGCUGUGGGACGGUGGCGGCGCCCUUGGCCGCCCGCCGGGCGGGGUCUGCCGGUGCCCCGCGUCCUGGCCUGGCUUUGGAGGGACGUCACUGCGCGCGGCCCCCGCACCGGCUCGCGCCGCUGUCCCGCCGGGGCCUUGUGCUGCCGCCUUCGAAACUGACCUGGGAGGGACUCGCGCCCCGAUUGCUCCGCGAUUGGCCGGGUGGGCAGGAAUCGUCAGCGAGAACGGCGUCUUGUUAGUGUGUUCCGGGCACAGACUCUGCACAUCCCCAGCCAUGAGUAUUUUUUUAAAUUGUUAUUUUAGGAAGGGUGUUUGAGAAACCAUUUGAGAACCCCCGUCAAGACUGUAUAAAAUAUUUGCUGAAGUCAGAAUUUAGUUUUCAGUUUAAAAAAGUCCUGGAAGGGGUUUUGUUAAAAACAUUGCUUAAAAAUAAGGUAAAGAAAAUGGCCAAGUCUUUCUUUUUUUAAAGUACAUUCCAGAAUCUGAAUGGGUAUGUUUUAUUUGGGACAGUUAUUCGUUCGUGUUUAUGAAGGAAGACAAAUCUUGUUUUCCUUAUAAGGAUGGACUUUGUAUAUAUUAAAAAAAUUUUUAAUCCUCUUUUUAACAUGAAAGUAAAACUCGAGGUUCUUGUCAGAUUUUGCCUUUAUAUGCUCAUUACAAAAUUCCAUUUUGCUUUAUUGAAGUAUGUAAAACAGAAGUUCAUUUAUCAGAAGGGCUGUUUUAAAUGAGAAGGAAAAUCUGUCACUCUGGUUGUUAAUCUGCUGAGCAAAUGUUCGUCAUACUUUUUGAAAAGAAUGUACAGCAGCCCUUUAAUAUGAAUACUGGAAUGAGAUAUUCUUUUUCUUCAGAAUUCGUGGUCUGAAGGAUGGGAUAAUUGUGAGUGUAGCAGAGGCAAAAUCUGGGUUUUAGUCCAUUUCCUGAAUAAGCUUCACGGCCUCAGAAGCGGGAGCUCUUUCUCUGCCUUCCCGCCACGUCCCCAGACACCUGGGGGCGCUGCUGUGCGCGUGAGAGGGCAGCCACCGACACGUGCACUUGUGUCGGGCUGUUCUAAACUGGACGCGUGCCUUAUUUUACCACACUAAGUCAGCUGUUCGAUUCCACGUUGAAAACAAAAAGUCUACAUGUGAUUCCUGGAAAACAACACAAAAGACUAGUAGCAAGUAUUAGUAUUUCCAACCAUUCCCGUUCUGAGUCUUCAAAGUCUGAUCUUAAACGAGCCUUCCCAGGACCGCGGUGAAUGCGGGGAGAAUGAAGUGCAAGCGAGUUCUGGAGGAUAAGUAUCAUCUUAGUUUCUCCUGGGUUCCUACUUUCUGUUGUAACUAAACCAAGCAUUUGUAUAUUCCCCUGCUGUUUGAAUUCCUCCCCUGCCCCACCUCGAAGGACUACACCUGUUCUCUGACAGAAUCGCAUAAAUGAGCAAGACCUUUGGCUCCGGUCCGCGGUCUCUCUGUGGCCUCCACACAGAGUCACGAUUCUCCCUGAAUCUCACUCUGACUUUUAUCUUUUUCCCUUAGAUGUUGCACCCGUGGUAUUUCAGGGGCUAAAGAGUAUGUGUGGAUUUAGGAGCUCUUCUUUGUUAGGUGAGAGUGUUGUUAAGCGGUUUAUUUUAAUGGUUACGUACUUAGCCUAUUUUAGAAAGACACCACGAUAUAGCAUGAUUACUCUUCUGAUUCAAAAUUAAAAGCUCAUUCAUUUGCGAAAUAGUGCUUGACUCUCUGCCCAGUCCCAGGCAAGGCACUGUGACUGCAGACGCCGGGACGCAAAGGAAUUGACCUAGUCCCUGCUCUGAAGGAACCAAUUAAAAGGAAAAAGAAUUGCAAAUCUCUGUUAAUGAUAAUGAUAAUAUAUUUUGCUUGAAAGUUAUUCAGCCAAGAUUCUAUCACCAAAAAGAAGUCUUUUAAAACUGCUUAAUCUGAAACAUGCUCUGAGUACAGAACCAUUGUAGCAUUUCUGAUUUCGUUCACUCUCUUCCUCUGUUCUACGAAGUACAGUAAUGCUGCUAUCUGGGACGCCUGCUUUUAAAGGACAGAUCCAGAGACUCUUAGAAAUGAAGUGUUCUUGUUUAUCUGAUUGGUCCCACGCUGCUCAGCCGAACCAGGUGGCCAGGCUCCUUUGCUCGGCUUAGGGCCCUUCCGGGGGAGCGGAGUGGGGUGAGUGGAUGCGUGUGGGUGGGAACCUAGUCUUUACCAUCUUUAUCUUGGUAACAGCAUUCUCUAGAAACAGUUCCCCACCCCAGACUAAAACCGUGUGUGACAGUGAUGUGGUUAGAUUCUGUGCUCACAUCCUCAUCAACAGGGCCCAGGAGCUUACAGAUUAGUUGUUUCUGAAAUCAGGUGGAGAAGCAGACUGCUGAUCAAGAGGACAAAACUGUGACUAUUCUCAUUCGUCGAUCAUACUUUUCUCGAAAAUCUGGAUUUUCAGGAAAAGAUUAUUUCCAUGAAGAAAUUUUCUAAUGUGAAUUCCAUUUUGUUUAGCAUUAAAGAUAUGGAUUCUGGGUAGAUAUUUGUAGAUCAGAAUAUAAAUUUAAGAAUGUAAAAUGAAUACCCAGAGCUAAUUCCCCCAAAGCACUUCUUAUGAUAGGAAAUGGGUUUUACAGACUGUGUCAGCGUUGACAUCUUUCCUGUGUCGGGCCCAGGAACUUGUCAGCGUCUGUUUCUUAAAGCUUGUUGUUUUGAGCAAAUCAGUUAAUAUUGUGAUUUGGUCAACAUAGAGAAUUAUAUGUAUUUAGAAAGAAGCAUAUUUAAUUUUGAGAAUAAUAGGAUUUUGUGCAAUAUUUUUUUCUUGCAUAAUUUAGUUCAUAUAAACAUGCACAUCUGCUUUUCCAGCAGGUGCCUUAAGGUCAAGUUUUUUCAGUAUUUGUGUAAUACUGUAUGUAGCAAUGUUCUAUGUGAUUUUAGAAAAAAAGUAUUCUUUAUACUAUCGGCAGGAGAAAUGUUUUUGUUUAUUUAAAAUAAUUAUGAAUUAUGAAUAUUGCAUUAUUAUAUCACGACUAACUGCCUCAGCAGCAAUAAAUAUGCAAUAAGAAAAUCCUGAACCUUAGGUUAGCAUUGACGGCACUGUUACUUCAGAAGAAAUGUAUAUAGUCCGAAGUGCUGACUCUCAUGUGUACUUUGAACCAACAUUCAGUCCUGUACCACGUGCAUCUCCACGGCGUUAUGUGGCGAUGACAAAACACGUGUCAGCUCUAAGAGCCCUUGUGGUGAGUCUUUGGUCAUAAGAUUUAUGAAGGGCAUUGCCGAUACUUUUUGACUGUCUGUAAAUUAAGUUAAUUUUUGUAUGAUGUACAGUUUGUUUAACCUUAGAGCUUCUAUGGAUUUCUACCUUUAUUAUACUUGAAUGAGGCAGAAAAGCACUGUGGGAAACCUGUAGCUCUGGGUGAGAUACACAGACAUACCAAAAAAAAUCAAACAAGGUACUGAACAGCAAAGACAGCCGGAUGCUUUCCAUCCAGACAGCUCUGCUUUUUCAAACCGUACUUCAGUUAAGCCAAGUAACUUAAAAUACACAGUCUUUUAAGAGUCACAAAUGAUUACCUCUUUGAUGCUAUAAACCUCUGAGUCUCCUCGUCUGUGUCACCCCAUGUCUCAGCAGAGAGCCUUGUUGAGGUACACUGACAAAUGCCCCCUUUGGUUCAUUUUGUGACAUCGAGGCCAGGACAGAGCUAGAACCCUAUGCAUGGUAAGCGCACCCAUGUGUCAAGUCACCAUCCCUCAGAGAGUGUCUUUUCCAUAUGGUUAUUUUGAGAACCACUUAAUAAUCAUAUACAAAAAUGAGAUUUCUUGAUAACCUGUUAUGAUUUAGUACUUAAAGCAACGCCUAAAACAGCAAAUGAGUAUAAACUGCACGAAACCUACAAUUUAAAAUGCACCAAGCGUUUUUACACAAAAGGUACAUGAGAGGUUAAAAUGUGAACUUUUCCAAAGCUUACUUCUCUUCAAGUGAACAACCGUUUGAAAGGACUGACCAUCCAGAGCUUUGUGCUACACGUGGUGACAGGUGUCUGUGCAAAGCUCCCCGGCACCGAGACACGCUUCCUUCUUGCAUCCUUGAGACUGCAGCCUAAGUCACCUCUGAAGCCGACUACUAUUGGGAGGACAUUGUGCAUAGAAGUCUUGUUUGGGGAAUUAAAAAAAUAUAUAUGCAAAAGUAAAUGUUGGAUGAAUGACACAUUACCAUAAAGUGCCCAACAAUGCAGGUUUAAAAUAAAAUUGGUCAUAAUCAAAA